UGCCCGUUACACUUUGUGACAUACAUAAACCUUCACAAAAGUGAGCAAAGUUGUGGUAGACACAAGAACUCAUUCAGCACACCAUCGUCAUCCAUGGAAGAAUCAAAGGCACCAGAGGCUGCACCACCACUCUCUAACCCACCACCAACCACUCAAACUCAAACUCAAAUCCCUUCCUCCACAACCAGGAAGAGGCCACUCGACUCUGAUGUUCACUCCAAUUACUUCAAGCUUCGCGCUGUUGUUCGAGACCUUCGCCCCCAUUUUAUCCAGGUUCUCCAAACCCCUGACUUCAAAAAUUGCAAGGCAUCCGAGGAAAUUCGAGAACGGCUGAAGAUUGUGAUUAAAUUAUGCGAUAACAUGAAAACAUUGGAUCAGAAAACACUGCAAGAGCAGCAGCCACAACAUGUCAAGUCUCCAGAGCAGCUUCAAGUGGAGAAAUCUUUUGCUCGGCAAUCGGAAAUUAAGCUUACCCCGCCAGUUCCCGGUUCUCAGAAGCUACAGCCUGAUCAAGAUAGUCAGAUACAUGGGACAUAUGUAGUUGGAGGAUCAGCUUUUGGCUGGAAUUUCAUCACCUUCGCAGGCAAGGAACCUGUCUAUUAUGGCAGGACAAAGGAGCAAUUUCGAUCAGCAAGACUGACAAGUUCUAUAUAGCAACAGUGACUGAGUAAUCCUAUACAUGGCGCUAAGGCUCAAUCAAGAAAUUUCAAUAUGCUCAGCAAGUACAGAGUACAAGUUAUUUCCAUAAAACCGUUUGUCUCCCCUUAGUAAUUUUGUUUUUGUGGUUAACAUCCUUAUAAAUUCACCAUGAGACUAAUAUUUUUGCUACUAGGUGGAUUUCAUCUCAGAAAGCAAAUUGUAGUUUUCGUUAAAAAAAUUAGUGAACAGAGAAAAAUACACUUCUGAUUCUCAUGCAA
Molecule: messenger RNA, 917 nt
Organism: Lotus japonicus
Lineage: Eukaryota; Viridiplantae; Streptophyta; Magnoliopsida; Fabales; Fabaceae
Exons: 3
Coding region: 94-654 (186 amino acids)
Source: RefSeq, a predicted model, not a curated record